UCGACGUUAUGCGGUUACCUCCGCAUUCAGAACCUCACACAAGACUAUCCAGUGAUGACUACGUAUUUUGACGCAGAGAUCAUUGGACAUCGAUUCGGGUUUCUCACCUCAAACGAUUGGGGUGCCACGGAGCAGGACGACCUCAAACAUUGGGGGAAAUUCCCUGCGUUUCGGAUGCUCAAAAAUGAACUCAAACGACCUGGUCUAACUAUCUCUGAGCAAGAGAGACCUGUGACAUUCAUGCGAUGGAAGGAAAGGUUCCUCGUGCCUGAUCACAAAACCAAAGAAAUCAAUGGCGCAAGUUUUGCAGGUUUCUAUUAUGUCGCCAUUAAAGAAUCGAGUGGAGGCGAUCCAGCCACCAUGACCGGUUUCUAUUUCCAUCCUUACUCCGAACCAUACCAGCAAUUAUCCCUCACCCAUAUACCCGAACGCACUUCAUCUUCUUUUGAAUUCUGCUAG
Molecule: messenger RNA, 459 nt
Organism: Cantharellus anzutake
Lineage: Eukaryota; Fungi; Basidiomycota; Agaricomycetes; Cantharellales; Hydnaceae
Product: vacuolar import/degradation protein Vid24
Exons: 3
Biological process (GO): protein targeting to vacuole; proteasome-mediated ubiquitin-dependent protein catabolic process; protein catabolic process in the vacuole
Cellular component (GO): GID complex; extrinsic component of membrane
Source: RefSeq, a predicted model, not a curated record